Messenger RNA from Cuscuta campestris, 991 nucleotides. The record is from the annotation of a GenBank genome assembly. Lineage: Eukaryota; Viridiplantae; Streptophyta; Magnoliopsida; Solanales; Convolvulaceae.
GUCUGUCGUGCCUCUCUACCUUGGAGUUGGUGCCUAUCAUUUGGUAUCAGAGCUUGUUGUUUCAACAUCUCUGAGGACCAAGAACACUCUUCCCUUUUCCCUUUCUCUUUUCCCUAUUUUCGGCCAUCUCCUUUCACCAUGUCAAACCAAUCUCAAACCAUGUCCAAUGAAGAGCUCCAAGCCUCUAAUGCAGCCCUUAAGGCUCAAGUUGAGUACCUAGCCAAGAAGUGGCUCAACUUACAAAGAUGAAGUUGACAAUGCUGGACACACCCGAAGAAAGUGAUGAAGAACUAGAUGAGGAAGUCCAAGCUACUGGAAACUCUAGCAACAUCACUAAUGGAAGCUCUUGUGACAAAGGAACUAGUGACUUCAAGGUUGACAUCCCGACCUAUGAAGGAAAGAAUGAUCCCGACAAGUUUCUAAAAUGGCUAGAAACCGUGGAACGUGUCUUCGACUUCAAGGAUGUCCCCGAAGAAAAGAAGGUGAAAUUAGUUGCUUUGAAGCUAUGAAACAACAAGAAGAAGAAAAGAAAACUCCAACUCCAUGGUAGUAUGUUAAGGAAGAAGAAGAAUGAGCAAGAAAACCAUUCAAGUGUCCAAAAUCCUGAGCAUAAGACAAUCAGUCCACUUGAACAUCCGGAAGGUAUUGCAAAGAAAGUUCGGCGUUGGAAUGUUGAAGUUAGUGAGUUAAUCGUCGGAAUCAUGUUUAUCAACAUACCCGAAAUUCUGGACAGCAACUUUCUAUUGAAUUCAGGUCCGAUUUACGCUAUCUUACAUAUGUUAAAACGAAAUACUUUCUAUACGAAAGUUGUAGCCUUACAUCUUAGGAAUCCACAGAAUCAAACGGUUUGCAAUUUCGUGAAGAAACGAUGGAGAUAUGCCCAAAUUACCGCAGGUUGUCCAGUUGUGACGGAAAUGACAAAGUUGGCAAAUUACGAUGUUGUUUCCACUCCCGCUCAUCCGUAAGGUUUCGGCCUAUGAUUUCCAGGUCU